AUGGUCAACUCGAGCCGGCCUAGGCCAAUGGUCGACCCCUGCCGGUCCGAAGGUUCAACCAAUCCAGGUCGAGUUGAAGCAUGCAUUUCUCUUACGUUUUUUUUUUUUGUAUUUGUCACCUUCCCACGCCUCUUACACACCUCCCUCAUUCUCCAAAUCUCCAAAUGCAAAACACUUCAUCUUCCUCUCCCUCUCUCAUUCUUAUUUUAUUCUUGCCCUAUCUCCUCCUCUAAAUUUCUCACCAUAUCCUUUCUGUCGCAUUUUGGGCAUGGUGAUGAGUUAAAGAGGAAAAGACACUUGAAUGGGACAUAUUUUGAUAAUUUGAGGAGAAGGAAGGCUUUUAGUAUGGAGUGGUGUUGGAUAUGUAAUGUUGAUUGUGAACCAGUAGAAGUGAUGACGUGAUUGACUUCAAAGACAUUAUGAUUCCAAGACGAAUGAAUUAUAAACUUUUGUAUUUUAUAUUUUUCAUUGCGUGUGAUGCUUG
Molecule: messenger RNA, 484 nt
Organism: Vigna unguiculata (cowpea)
Lineage: Eukaryota; Viridiplantae; Streptophyta; Magnoliopsida; Fabales; Fabaceae
Source: RefSeq, a predicted model, not a curated record